CAAUCACUGAGCACCAAUUUUCAAGCUGUUGGGUGAAGAAGGAAAAGACACUGCUUCCUCCUUUUCUUUUCAUUUUUUUCCCAAUGUCUUCUUUUCCCCUCUUCUAUUCCAUACUAUUUACUAUUCAGUGGAUUUAUCAUGGCAUGCUUUUGAUACAUUGCCAUGUUGACUAAUCCCAACGAACCACUCCUUCUCUCUCCUCUCCCUGCUGUACUCCGUAACACUUGGUUAGGAGACAUCGUGGUACUCAUUUUUCUUUAGUUGGUGUCUCCCUGGCUGUUUCUAACCGAAGCAUAAGUUACAGACACACCCUAUUCCUCAGUCUAUCUCUCCCUCUUUCUCUCUCUGAGGAUUACUUGCAUAACACUACUACUAAAGCACUCAGCUUACAGCUUCUCAUCUUCAUCUAUGCUCCUGCUAGCCCACUCUAUCUCUCUACCUUCACUUUCGUUACUCAUGCUGUUUCACAUAAUUUCUUCAAUUUCUAUACUACACCUACUUCUAAACCAUGCAGCCUUUUCAAUUCUAAAGCUUUUUCUGCUUCCUAAGAUUAAAUCAGUUGCACCAAUAAUAUAGCAACAGGAACUGCAGAUGAGGCAGAAAAAUCUGAAGCCUGGUGUUAGUCAGUGAGAGUAUUCUGCAUCUGCAAGACUUUUAGACUAUAGUUAACUUCACCUACUCAUCUAUUCUAUUCUAACGGUUGAGACAGAAACUUUCAGAAGUAUACCAUAGAGAGAAACAGGAAAUGUCAAUUUGCAAAACACUGUAAGCAAUUGGCGGAUAACAGACAAAACUGGAAUUUGGUUGCUUUUUCUAUUUUUUUUUAAUAUGUGGAGGGCACCAUCUGCAAUGAAUUGAAGGGCUUUCAGGAUUGUAUAUAAAUAUCAAUGAGGUUGAGUUCUGACAGGGUUACAUCAAUGCCUUCCCUUCUCUCCCUCUCCAUGACUUUAUGAGAUCUAUAUUGUACUGUUGUUCAAGGUGUAGUCUUACCUGAACUUGCAGAUUCUGAAGUAGAGGUUUUUUCUUGACAAUUUCUACAAAUAAAAAUGAAGUUCAUGAAACUUGGGACAAAGGCAGAUACAUUCUACACUGAACAAGCUACCAGGACUCUGAUAUCAGAGAUAGCUGCAGACCUUGUGAUUCAAAUCAAUGACAUCACUUAUCUGUUACACAAGCUGCAGUUUCCGCUUCUUCCCAAAUGUGGCCUCCUACAAAGGCUUUGCUAUGACAGUAGUGAUUCGGAGAGUGUCUCUCUGGAGCUUCAUGAUAUACCUGGAGGAGAAGAAGCUUUCGAACUGUGUGCCAAGUUUUGUUAUGGAAUUGCAAUCAACAUAAGUGCCCAUAACUUUGUAUCCGCUCUCUGUGCUGCCAAGUUCCUUAGAAUGAACGAUUCCAUUGAGAAGGGAAACUUUGUUGGAAAACUUGAGUCUUUCUUCAAUUCAUGCAUACUUGAAGGUUGGAAAGAUUCCAUUGCAACGCUUCAAACUACUGCUACGUUACCAGAGUGGUCUGAGAAUCUUGGUAUUGUCAGAAAGUGCAUUGAUUCAAUUAUUGAGAAAAUUCUCACACCACCACCACAGGUCAAAUGGUCCUACACCUACACCAGGCCAGGCUACACAAAAAAACAGCACCAUUCUGUGCCAAAGGAUUGGUGGACGGAGGAUGUUUCUGAUCUUGACAUAGAUCUUUUCAGGUGCAUAAUAAUGGCUAUCAGAUCAACAUAUGUCCUCCCUCCACAGCUUAUUGGAGAAGCUUUGCAUGUCUAUGCCUGCCGGUGGCUACCGGGAAUCACAAAGCUUAAAAGUUCUGGGAGUUCAGUGUCUCAAACACAAGAAUCUAAAGACAAAAACAGAAAAAUUCUUGAAACAAUUGUUAGCAUGAUUCCUGCAGAUAGAGGGUCUGUGUCGGUUGGCUUCUUGUUUAGGCUUCUCAGCAUUUCAAUUCACCUUGGUGUCUCUUCGGUGACCAAAACAGAACUCAUAAGGAGAGCGAGUCUGCAGUUUGAGGAGGCAACAGUGAGUGACUUGCUUUACCCUUCAACAUCCUCAUCUGACCAGAACUAUUAUGAUACAGAGUUAGUUCUAGCAGUGUUGGAAACUUUCUUGAAGCUUUGGAAAAGAAUGUCCCCAGGUGCUGUGGAUAGCAGCUACUUUUUGAGAUCAAUUAGAAAUGUUGGCAAGCUCAUUGAUUCCUAUCUUCAAGUGGUCGCAAGGGAUGAUAACAUGCAAGUUUCAAAAUUUGUGUCUCUUGCUGAAACUGUGCCCAGUAUUGCUCGAGAAGACCAUGAUGAUCUGUACCAGGCAAUCAACAUCUACCUUAAGAUGCAUCCUGAAAUGAGCAAAGCAGACAAGAAGCGGUUGUGUGGGAUUCUAGACUGUCAAAGAUUGUCCCCAGAAGUGCGUGGACAUGCAGUAAAAAACGAGCUUCUGCCAUUAAGAACAGUAGUGCAGCUGCUCUACUUUGAACAAGAAAAAGGGUCUAAGGCAACCUCGAGUCACAAACUGCCAAAGCCACAUGAGAUACUUCUGGGAGCAAAAGAUAGAGCAGCUACCACAAGAGACAGCCAAAGCAAACAUUCUUUAGGUCCAGGCAAAGAAGAAUUCAACGGAGAAGAAAUUAGAGAAAGGGAUCAGCAGAAAACAAAAAGAUCAGAUGGAAAAUUGGCAUUGGCAUUGAACUUAGAAAAAAAAAUGGUUAUAAGAGGAGACAUUGAAGAGACACAAUCUGAGAAAGCCAGAGUUGUGAGAGAUGAAAGUAGUUCAAGCGGCAAGGUGAACAUGGAUCCUAAAAAAAUGAUAAGAAGGGCAAGAAGUAAAUCAGAACAUGGUGUGAAGAAGUAAGAUUCAGAUCACCAUCACAGCAACAGUAAUAAUAAUCUUAGUAACUUCAAUUCUUAUUAUUUCUUUUUUAAGGUCUCAUAAAUGUCAGCAAUGUAUAAAUCCUUUGUACUAUCUCUUUCCCCAAAGAGUUUUACGUAGGGAAAUUAUUUUUUUACAUCCUUUUGUUUGAUAGAGAGACACACAGAUAAUGUGUAUUAAAAAUAUUUUAUUGUUAAAAUGUCCUUUUUAAACCAAUACGUCCAUAUUACAAAU
Vigna radiata var. radiata (mung bean) is the source of this 3092-nucleotide messenger RNA. Its product is annotated as BTB/POZ domain-containing protein At5g47800. The transcript is spliced from 7 exons. NCBI's taxonomy places the organism in Eukaryota, Viridiplantae, Streptophyta, Magnoliopsida, Fabales, Fabaceae. Bases 1047 to 2840 code for a protein of 597 amino acids. The record is from RefSeq and is a predicted model, not a curated record.